AUGGAGAACACGAAGGAGGCCAAAAUGGGAGAAACAGAAUAUAAGCAGGGAAGAAUUGACUUCAAAAUAAGAACAAUAGAACUUGAUGGAAAGAAAAUCAAACUGCAGAUCUGGGACACAGCUGGCCAGGAAAGAUUUCGAACAAUCACAACAGCAUAUUACAGAGGAGCCAUGGGAAUUAUGCUGGUAUAUGACAUCACUAAUGAAAAAUCUUUUGACAAUAUUAAAAACUGGAUAAGAAACAUUGAAGAGCACGCCUCUUCAGAUGUUGAAAGAAUGAUCCUGGGUAACAAAAGUGAUAUGAAUGACAAAAGACAAGUAUCAAAAGAAAGAGGAGAGAAGUUAGCAAUUGAUUAUGGAAUUAAAUUCCUCGAGACAAGUGCAAAAUCCAGUAUAAAUGUAGAAGAGGCAUUUUUUACACUUGCACGAGAUAUAAUGACAAAACUCAACAGAAAAAUGAAUGACAGCAGUUCACCGGGGGCAGGAGGACCAGUGAAAAUAACAGAAAAUAGAUCAAAGAAGACCAGUUUCUUUCGCUGUACACUCCUUUGAUAAACU
Molecule: messenger RNA, 558 nt
Organism: Gracilinanus agilis (Agile Gracile Mouse Opossum)
Lineage: Eukaryota; Metazoa; Chordata; Mammalia; Didelphimorphia; Didelphidae
Gene: RAB8B
Product: RAB8B, member RAS oncogene family
Exons: 8
Coding region: 1-552 (183 amino acids)
Biological process (GO): protein localization to plasma membrane; protein secretion; Golgi vesicle fusion to target membrane
Cellular component (GO): synaptic vesicle; trans-Golgi network transport vesicle; plasma membrane
Molecular function (GO): GTP binding; GTPase activity
Source: RefSeq, a predicted model, not a curated record